This is a messenger RNA of Fusarium pseudograminearum CS3096, 4392 nucleotides long. RefSeq lists its product as uncharacterized. Gene Ontology annotation, biological process: transmembrane transport. The record is from RefSeq and is a predicted model, not a curated record. Lineage: Eukaryota; Fungi; Ascomycota; Sordariomycetes; Hypocreales; Nectriaceae. Bases 1 to 4392 code for a protein of 1463 amino acids. The transcript is spliced from 16 exons. Gene Ontology annotation, cellular component: membrane. Gene Ontology annotation, molecular function: ABC-type transporter activity; ATP hydrolysis activity; ATP binding.
AUGGAUGAUUACAAUUCAACUGCUUGUGGAGAUGGUCUCUUUGGGCCCAGCGUUUGGACUGAGGGAUGUCGCGGCGGAUUUGACUUUACUCUGUCCUUCCAAGAGAGUAUCUUGAGUAUAGCUCCAUCUGCUGUGUUUUUCGCACUUGCUGGCCCCCGAGCAUACUAUCUUUUCAAGACCCCAGACAAGGCAAAGCGUCACGCGACUUAUACGCCUAAACUUAUCACAUCGGCUACAUAUGCAGUUUUGCAGGUCGUCCUACUAGCAUUAGUGCCCUCCGCAAAGGAGCUCAACACUCGUUUCUCCCUCGCUGCGGCCAUAUUGAACCUUCUAGCCGCUUUUUCGAUCGUUCUGCUAGCUCAUGUAGAGCAUGUCAAGUCUGUCCGACCAUCUUUCCUACUAACAGCAUAUCUUUUUGUCACGCUACUAUUUGACGCCGCACGACUACGCACAGAAUGGCUCCUGUCCCUCAACGUCGCCUAUGCCGCGACUUUAUCUACUUCUGCAGUUGUUAAGCUAGCACUUUUAGUCUUGGAGACGGUUGAAAAGCGAAAGAUAUUGAUUUCCAGCGAUAAACCCAUCUCCAAGGAGAGUACGAGUGGACCUUUUAGCCGGGGUUUCUUUGUCUGGUUGAACUCGCUCCUCAUCUCUGGUUGGGCUACAGUCUUGACCAACAAUGACUUGCCUACAAUUUAUGAGAAGCUAUCCUCGGAGAAACUUGCAGUCAGAUUCGGCAAAGCUUGGCAGAGAGCAUCGUUAUCAAGCAAGCCAUCCCUGUUCAAAAUGACUGUCAGUGUUUUGAGAUGGGAACUUUUGGGUAUCAUACCACCUCGUAUUGGAAUGAUUGCCCUGAGCAUCUCUCAACCCUUUCUCGUGAGCAAUGCACUGCGAUUCUUGACCAUGCCCGCAUCGGACUCUACUACCAACUUGGGCUGCGGCUUGAUCGGCGCCUUUGCUUUUGUCUUUGUUGGUUCUGCGAUACUCACAGCGUGGUAUGAGCAUUUGACCUUCAGGGCUGGUGCCAUGGUCCGUGGUGGUCUCAUCACCCUGAUAUAUAGCAAGAUGAUGAAGCUUCCCAUUGACGACCUCGCCGAGUCUUCAGCUGUGACACUUAUGGGCAAUGAUGUGGAGACACUCAUUGAGAAAUUACACUUCCUGCUGGUUGAGUCUUGGGCAAACACGCUCACUGUAGCCAUUGCCAUGUACAUGUUGGCGGCCCAACUUGGCGCUGUUUGCGUUGCGCCUAUCGUCACAGGAAUUAUUUGCCUAUUCCUCACAGGUUCAAUCGGCAAGAUGAUGGUCUCACGCCAGAUCAAGUAUCAAAAGGCUACGCAAGACCGCAUUAACCUCACAAACGAAGUCCUCAGCUCUAUGAAACCAGUCAAGAUGCUUGGACUAUCAGAAAGAUUCAAGAGUCUCAUUUCUCAAAAGCGAGAUGAUGAAAUCAGUACGGCAAAACAUUAUCGUCUAAUUAAUGUUUACCUCAACAUGAUCACAAACUGCAACAUCGGCAUGACUGAGGCUAUCACUUUUGGAGCAUACGCCAUCGCAGCAAAGCUCGGAAACGGCGAGACUUUUUCUGCAGCACAAGCUAUUACAGCCUUGUCCAUCCUGGGCGUCAUGAUGGAACCCCUCUCGCAGCUUCUGGGUAGCAUUCCUGGAUCUUUUUCGGUAUUUGGCUGUUUCACAAGAAUGGAAGAUUUUCUCACAUUGGAAGAAAGAGUUGAUCGUCGUCAGAUUCAAGGUCGUUAUAAACAACCCUCCAGAGAUAGCCCACGGCCUUUGCAGGAGACUUUCCAAUCGACAGCUAUGAAAGAAAUCCAAGUUGGAGCUGACGGAAGCAGAAUAUUAAUAGCGGACGGUAACUUCAACUGGGGUGAGAAGGUUGUUCUUCAGGAUAUCAACACUUCUUUUCCGAGCCACAAGAAUGGGUCUCUCACUAUGCUGGUCGGGCCGGUUGGUUCGGGCAAAUCGAGUUUGCUAAAAGCCAUCUUGGGCGAAACGACAUCUUCUAAUGGCAGCGUGUCCUUGAAUGUGUCAGAAGUAGCAUUUUGUGACCAGACUCCUUGGGUUAUGAACGCCACUAUCCGCGCCAACAUCAUUGCAGAGUCCAAGGGAUAUGACAGCGCCUGGUUUGACACAGUCGUCAGUGCAUGCGAUCUGACCAUCGACCUGGGGCGACUUCCUGAAGGAGAUCUCACUCAGGUCGGCGACCAGGGUAUCAAGUUGAGUGGAGGUCAGAAGCAAAGGAUCGCCAUUGCCCGCGCGGUGUACUCGAGGAAGCCGAUUGCCAUUUUUGACGAUGUUUUCAGUGGUCUUGAUAAGGUUACCGAGCAGAUCGUCUUUACUCAAGUCUUUGGAAAGGAUGGUCUUCUUCGAAAGAACGGAACUACCAUUAUUUUGGCUACUCACGCAGUGAACAGGCUGCCCGAAUCCGACUUUGUGGUUGUUCUCGACAAAGACAGAAAACUCAUAGAACAAGGAAAAUAUUCUAACCUUCGAUCUGGGCAUGGAUACAUCCACAACCUCGAUAUUUCAACCCACGACGAGCACAAUGGCCAUGCUCAGACUGAGGCUCAGAACGAGCCCGAGAAGGUUAAACCCGAUACAGAGGUCCAAACACCAGACCAAGAGGCUACGGAAGUCCCCAGUGACAGAACUGUUUUUAUGUACUACUUCAAGUCUAAUGGAUUGCACAACAUGGCUCUCCAAGCACUCCUCAUUGCCAGUGCAGGAGUCCUUACAGCGUUCCGAUAUGUCUGGGUAACUUGGUGGGGUGAUGGGAAGGGACGUGAGAGUACAGAUGUUGGAUACUGGCUCAGUAUAUAUGCGGUCAUGUCCCUCUUUGAAGGAUUGCUUAUCACGGCUGCUAUUGCAUUGUUCCUCUUAGUUAUUGCGCCCAUCAGUGGCAAGGUGCUACAUUCACGACUCUUGAAGGCUGCUAUGAGCGCGCCUUUGUCGUUUCUUAACAAUAGUGAGGCAGGCUCCCUCAUCAACAGGUUCAGCCAGGAUUUGCGCCAUGUCGAUAUUAUCCUUCCCAUAGCUUGUUCAAUCUUCCUCUUUGAGGUCGCUGCAUGCUUCGGAGCUGCUGGUCUCGCCAUGGCCGCCGUGAGUUGGUUUGCCAUCUCGAUUCCCUUUGUCGUGGCCGUUCUAGUACUCAUCCAGCGUUUCUACGUCCGAACUUCGAAACAACUUCGUCUCAUAGAAAUUGAACACAAGGCUCCUCUUUUUUCGCAUUUCCUCGAAACCAUCAGCGGCCUCGCCACUAUUCGUGCUUUCGGCUGGACGCAACCGUACACUGACAAGGUUCUAACCCGCAUCGACGAUGCUCAGAAGCCAUCUUACUUGCUCAACUGUAUUCAGCGAUGGCUUACUCUAGUUCUGGAUAUGGUGGUCGCCUUUCUGACUAUUAUCCUUGUCAUCUUUGCCGUCACGCUUCGCGAGAAGAUCAACCCUUCACUUCUUGGUAUCGCACUUGUCAACAUGAUGCGACUCGGCACCAACAUGAAGGGUAUUGUUCUCAACUGGUCAAUCCUUGAGACUUCGCUGGGUGCUAUUGCGCGCAUUCGCAUGUUUUGCUCUUCUGCGCCAAACGAGGAGAAACCAGGAGAGAACAAAAACCCAGAAGAAGCUUGGCCGAGGUACGGAGGUCUAGAAGUCAAGAAUGUGGAUGUCCAAUAUGAUCAUACAACUGAGCCUGUGCUACGUGGCCUUUCGUUUAGCCUCAAGCCUGGUGAGAAACUCGGCAUAUGUGGUCGAAGCGGCAGUGGAAAGAGUUCUUUUGUGCAAGCCUUACUCCGAAUGGCUGAAGUCGUCAACGGGCAGAUCACUCUUGACGGAGAGGAUAUCUCUGUUAUACCUAGACAUCUCAUCCGCCAACGCUUGAGUUGCUUGACGCAGGAUCCUUUCGUCUUUGGGGACAGCAUCAGAGCCAACCUCGAUCCAUGCAAUGCAUCGUCAGACGACGAGAUUAGAAAUGCGCUGGAACGUGUGGGAAUUCUGUCCGUUAUCCAAGCCAAGAUUGAUAGCGACAGAAUCCUUCUUGACGAGAAGAUGGAUGAGAACUUCUUGUCUCACGGCCAAAGACAAUUAUUCUGUCUUGCAAGAGCUCUUCUUAAGAAAAGCUCAUUGCUCAUCCUCGAUGAGCCAACAAGCAGCGUCGAUACGCAGACAGACGCCAGAAUGCAGGAGGUUAUCCGCACAGAGUUUUCUGAGUGCACCAUUAUCAUGAUUGCCCAUCGGAUUGAUACGCUGCUUGAUCUUGACAAGGUUGCUGUUCUUGAUAGGGGCUCUUUGGUUGAGUUUGGGGUGCCGCAAGAGUUGUUGACAGAUGCGGGUGGUGCUUUUACGAAGCUGUAUCGCGCCAAUAAAGGGAGGAGGACAGAGGGUUAG